UUUAUCUGCUGAGUUCCUUGGGUAACACGUGUUUAAAUAACACAUUUUACUGCACCUCUUUCAGAGCGAGAUGGACAGGAGGAUGCCGGGAGGAGAUGUUGACAACGGUGGGAUAUCGGAGCUCAGAAUCAUCCUCGUUGGCAAAACCGGUGCUGGGAAAAGUGCCACGGGAAACACCAUCCUUGGCGAACGAACAUUUGAGUCCAAACUCCGGGCGACACCAGUGACUCUGACUUGUGAAAAGGGGCAAAGGAGCUGGAACGGGAGGGAGCUCGUGGUGAUUGACACACCUGCCAUCUUUGACCGAAAGGUGUGUGAUACAGUGACAUGUAGUGAGAUCAGUCACUGUGUCGCACUCUCUGCCCCAGGCCCCCACGCUCUGGUGCUGGUGACCCAGCUGGGCCGUUACACUGAUGAAGACAAGGAAGCCGUGAAGCGAGUCUGGGAGAUCUUUGGAGAUGGAGCCAUGAGGCACACGGUCGUCCUGUUCACCCGGAAAGAAGAUCUAGCGGUAGGCUCCCUGCACGACUAUGUGAGACACUCAGAUAACAAAGAUCUUCAGGCGCUGAUUCAGGCGUGCAGGAACCGCUACUGCGCUUUCAACAACAAAGCAACUGAGCAGACGGAGCAGGUUUCGGAGCUGGUGGAAGUGAUCCAGAGAAUGGUGCAGGAGAACGGGGGCUGGUAUUACACCAAUGAGAUGUACCUGGAGCCCCGUUUAACUGAGCAGAAAGUGAGAAGUUACAUUGGACUCAAUAAGAGAACCAGGCUGGGAACCGUGGAAGCUGUUUACAUCAAGUACAGGGGCUGUGGGGGUUCUUAUCGUCCUGCUUCUUCUGAUCUUCCUCCGACACUAACAGCCACUGACAGAGUCUCAGUGCAACCAAACCCAACAGCUUCCCAAACCUCGCACCUCAGCUUCUCAGCACCCGCACCCUCUCCACUGACGCCCGUUCAUACAAAGCACGAAUAA
This is a messenger RNA of Pelodiscus sinensis (Chinese soft-shelled turtle), 973 nucleotides long. The record is from RefSeq and is a predicted model, not a curated record. Lineage: Eukaryota; Metazoa; Chordata; Testudines; Trionychidae.